Symbiodinium natans is the source of this 696-nucleotide messenger RNA. The record is from the annotation of a GenBank genome assembly. Lineage: Eukaryota; Dinophyceae; Suessiales; Symbiodiniaceae.
AUGGACAUCGCUGCGGUCGUGAGCAAAGCCAAGGUCAUGGAAAGAGUCGGCCGCUCCAGAAAUAACCUUCUGGGCGUGUACCAUCAACGGUCGGAAGAGUGGAAGCAGCGCCAGACGCUUUGCCCUGGAAGCCCCGGUUCCCUUAAGAAAAAGCUGUUCAGCACGGCAGAGGCGCAGACUCGGCAACGGAAGGAUGCUUUGCAACAAGCAUUGCAGGAGGUGCAAGAGGCGAAGGAGGUGCAACUUGACAGCAAGGCUUGGCUCCUCGUGGAACUCGACACAACCUGGUGGAAGCUUCGGGCCACUUUCGACAAGUACUUGACGGAGGCGAAGAAGUAUGCCACUGUUUACUCUGAUGCCGUGAGGCUUCUCCAGAGCUAUAUGUCCUGUUCGCUGCAGUUCCUGGAUGUUCAUGAAGGUUACGCUCAAUUUCAAGCUGCGGAUACCCAGCAUCAAGAGGCUUUGUUGGAAGCUUGGUCUACUAUGGUGCCUUUGGCCGGCCUCUUGGUCUCGAAGAUCUUAGACAGCGAUGCCAUGAUCAAGCUGAGCAAUGAAGAUGCCCGGGCUGCCUUUCGCUCGAAAUUCAGCACGCUUUGCGAUAAAUUCGUAUGCUGUCUCGUGGAUCUCACACACAAGCAUAACAAGCUCGUCAGGCACUGCAUGCAGAAUUUUGCAUCGACGUGGGCACGGCAGUGA